This is a messenger RNA of Oikopleura dioica, 2853 nucleotides long. The record is from the annotation of a GenBank genome assembly. Lineage: Eukaryota; Metazoa; Chordata; Appendicularia; Copelata; Oikopleuridae.
AUGAAUAAUGACUCCAAUGCGGAGAACAUAUUGAAAUCUGAAUUUUCCCUCGACGAUGUACAGAGUCUAUCAAAUGCCUAUGGGUUAACUCUCGGCCGCAACCGUCGCCCUCAACAUCAUGUCACGACUUCUGACCAUUUUUCUGGUUCCACUCCUGACAUUCGCGGCCUCUCGAUCGACCCACUCCGAAACAGCUCGAUUCAAAGCGACAUUUUAAUAAGCAAACUUCGCGAAGAAAAUGAACUGCUCAAGAAAGAAGCUUCGAUCAAAGAGGCGAAACUUCAAUCCAACAUCCGCAGCAUCCGAACCUUCUGGUCCCCUGAACUGAAAAAAGAACGAAACACUAGAAAAGAGCAUGAAGCGCGGAGCAAGCGGCUGGAGGCCGAACUCCGUGGGCUUCAGGGAGGUGACAUGUCAGAGAAUAUGCUGCAUCGGGAGAAUAUGGUGCUACGGCGAGCUGUUCAAGACUUGGAAGCGCGCGUACAAACCCAGCGAGAAACCUUGGAGGCAAGAGAGAUCUCGCUCAGAAGAGCGCUUCAGUUGGCCGCAGCGCAUGAGCAGAACCUGUCCGGCAAGGGCAUACAGUCAGAAGAAACCUACAGAGCGCUGCUGAGUAUAAAAGACGAUAAGAUUGCAGCAUUGGAGAAAUGCGUCAGAGAUCUUGAGGAGAAUCUAAGAGCAUACGAACGCCAGUUUGGAUCAGCAACGGGAUCACUGCUGCGCUCCAGACGAGGGUUGAAUGACGCAGAAGGCGAUCAAAUGCUCUGCGCACAGAAUAAUUAUCUCAAGACCAAAGCUGAUGGUUUAAAAUGCGAGCUGAGCAUCAAAGAAGCUGAAAUUUCGAACUUGAAGACGCGGCUAGAAGCGAUGCAGCGCUCGGAUCAGGAGACGCGCAACCACUUGGAAGCCGUUCGGGAAUCUCUCAAUGCCAAAACAAGCCGUUGUGUGCAGCUUCAAUCUGAAAACGAACGACUACGAGCAAAGCAAACUGACUCCUACAAUUAUUCGUCUCCUCAACGAACCGUCGAACGACCACUCUCCCACGAACUCGAGGUGAAAGAGCAUCAAAUCAAGCUGCUCAAAAGUCGCUAUGAAAAUCUCGAACUUCAACUGGCCGAUAAAGACAGACGGCUACUCGAGCUUGAGGAGAAAAUAAACCAUGCGAAUGGAAUUUCCUCUAGGGAUGAAAAAUCGAGUGCAGAAGCAAGGGUUGCUAUGAAAGCGUUAGAAGAUGCUCUUAGCGACAAGGAUGAAGCUAUGAAAAGGGAGAGGACUCGAUACGAGAAAGAGCUUAAGGAAGAACGAAACCGCCGCAUCGAGCUUCAAUCCCAACUCGACAACCCCGAAGAAAACGAGCGAGAAAAGAUGGAGAUGCGCCUCGAAAUCCAAAAGCUUCAAGCGCAGUGUCAGAUGGGCCAGCAAGCCCUACAAGACCAGGAUCAAAGGGCGGCUAAAGCAGAAGCUCUCCACGCUCGUCUCAAGGGACAAAUGGAAGAGAUCUUAAAUGAUUUCGACCAAACCAAGAAUGCUUACACAGUUCUCCAGCAAAAAUUCAAUCAGCUCCGACGGUCACGAGAAAAGGAUGAAAAGAUCCUGAUGAGUGCCAAACGUGAAACUGCCACUCACUGUCUCAACGAACUUGAAAUUCGAGCCGAAUUGCUCGAAAUAAAAGGAAAGAAAGCCGAAGCAAAGCAAGGUUCAUCAACUCGCGAAUAUGGAACUUCAGCCGCUAAUGCACAAGCUGCUGCCGCAGCGAUAGCUCGGCUAGAGAAGAAAAUGAUGCCAGGAGGAUCUUCUUCGAAUAUGAAUAGAGCCACCCUCAGGGCGGCUAGGGAACAAAACGAUCGGGCUAAACAGGGAGAUAAAGCCCUGGUGGACUCUCUUCAAGCUCCAGAAGAAAAGAAAAUCGAGGCUGCAAAGGUCUUGAGCGUUGAUGGAAUUUACUACACGUGUCCAUUGAGUGGAGAAGUCAUACCAAAAAGUGACUAUAUCUCGUAUCUGGAGGCAUUUUUAAAUUCCCUCGAGCCGGUUCCCUCCAUGGAAACAUCGGUAGUCAAGAUAAUGUGUCUGAAUACUCACCGAGAAAAUCGAGAAAAAGCGAUUGAAAUAAUCGGCAAAUACCUAAACAACAUCAAAUCUAAUCCAGACGAGGAAAAAUACAAGAAAAUCAAAUGGAAUCACAAACUCUUCCAAGAAAAAGUUCACUCUCAAAAAGGCUCCACAGAUUUUCUCAAAAGCAUAGGCUGGGUUGAAGAAACAUUGGAGGGCAUUCCAUUCUUGAUUUUUAAAGGAACACUGGAGAAUAUUGGCCAAGGACUAAUUGCACUUCAAACUGAUGAAAUUCCAAGACCUACGUUGCACCGAAUGCCAAAAUUAUUGACACCUACUGAUGGUCAACAACGAGUUGAACUUCCCGAUGAUUUCUUCAAAAUAACUGGCAAUGAGUUGAAAAAGAGCCAAGCUGAUAAGAAUAUUCAAUCGCAACAGUUAGACAUGCUUAUGACAAAAAAGAUGCGUGAGGAUGCAGCAUUGUUGAAUAAACGGACGUAUUGCUACAGUUUGAUACGCAUUCGCAUGCCGGAUUCUAACUAUUUACAGGGAACAUUCAAUGUCUACGAAAAAGCAUCGACCAUCAUCGAUUUCAUGAAAGAAAACAUCAUCGAGGACUUCAACUGGGUCCCCUUCAAACUUCGAUCCGCAGAUGGCACCUUUAUCUUCCUUGAAAAUACUGAAGUCCUCGAAAAAACUUUGGUCGAACUUUCUCUUGUUCCAAGCGCUACUUUGACGUUUUGCUUCUACGACGAUGAUAUUCGCGAGCAGCUUCCGCGACAGCUCGUCAAGGAUCUGUCUUAA